UUCGGAAUUUGGAGCAAAUGAUGAAGGAUAAGAAAAAAAUUUCAGCUCCGAGGAUGCGAAUACAUGGCGGCGAGCGCUCAAAACAGUUGGUGGCAUCAGCGGGUUGGACUUGAAGAAUUAUACAGGGGACGGGCAUCUAAGCAAGAAGGUUGUUGAUGAGGUUGUGAAUAGGCUCCGGACAAGACAAAUAAAAGUGACCGAAGAUUUAGUUGGAAUGGAGAAUCGAAUAUCGGCAAUAAACAAUUUAUUAGACAUCGAUGCUGGUGGUGUGCGGCUUAUUGGAAUUUACGGGAUGGGUGGCAUGGGUAAAACCACACUUGCCCAAAUAAUCUACAACCAACUGUGUCCUCACUUUGGGAAAAGCUGUAGCUUUCUUCGUGACAUAAGGGAAACAGCAAAAACCAAGGGCUUAGUCAAGCUGCAAGAACAAUUAUUGUCCGAUAUCUCUAAUUCUACAGUGGCUCACAACAUUCGUUAUGAUGAUGAUGGGAUCAAAGCGAUUGAAGGAACAAUUUGCAACAAGAAGGUACUGGUUGUUUUGGAUGACGUUGAUGACGGCAACCAAAUUCAAAAACUAAUUGGAAGGAUUUCUUUGUGUCCUGGUACUAGGAUACUUGUUACCACUAGGGAUAGUGGGGUUUUGAAUAUUAGGGGACUUGAGUAUAAAUUCAGGCCUUAUGAAUUGGAGCGGUUGAGUGAUGAACACGCACUUCAACUUUUUAGUAAGCAUGCCUUUGAUGUCGACUCUCCUCUAGAAGGUUAUGACGCUCUUUCAAAAGACAUUGUCCAUACGGCAGGAGGCCUACCUUUAGCUCUUCAAGCAAUAGGUGCAUCGCUUUAUGGUCAGAAAAAGAAAAAAAUAUGGGAAGAGAUGCUGCAGAAGCUAAAGACAACACUCGAUAAGGAUGUCUUGGAACAAUUGAAGAUAAGCUAUGAUGCCUUAGAAAAAGAUCAAAAACAGAUAUUUCUCGACAUUGCAUGCUUUUUUAUCGGUUGGCAGAAUAAGACUGAACAAAUCUUUAUGUGGGACAAUUGUGGGCUUCGCUCAGAGCAUGCUAUUGAUGUACUUACUAGGAGGUGUAUGAUAAAGGUUUUAAAUGAUAAUGAAUUUUGGAUGCAUGAUCAGUUUAGAGAUCUUGGAAGAGCAAUUGCUAAAGAAGAGGGUACUAGGUUGUGGGAUACAGCCGACAUCAUUCGCGAAUUAAGUUCGAUAGAGAAAAAGCAAAACGUUCAUGCACUCUGUUUUCACCCGCAAUGUCGCCCUUGUAUAACUGUCACUGCGAAGGAAAUUAAGCGGUUCCCGCAUCUACAGUUUCUUUGGUUGAAUGGCGUACGCUUGCAAGGCGACUUCGCGAGCUGUCUUUCCAAGUUGAAAUGGUUUGAUUUGUCCCAUUUCACUUAUGGCAUCGAUGAUCCACCGUUUAUGCCAACCAAUUUGCAUCUGGAAGACGUAGUUCUGUUGGAUACUUAUGGCUAUGAGUGGACAAAAGAUGCGAUCAAGAGCCUAAUCAAGGAGGCAACGAAGUUGAAGGUUCUCAGCAUUAAUUCAUGUCGUUUGACACAGGAGACACCAAUCUUUUCCAAACACUUAGUUUUGGAGAAGUUGAGUUUUCUUUACUGUUAUUCUUUGAAGAAAAUUAGUUGCUCUAUUGGGAAACUGAGGUUGCUGACUUACUUAGAAUUUUGGCAUUGUAAUGCACUUGAAAAAUUGCCUGAACAAAUUGGCGGACUAAAGAAUCUUCAGCACCUCUCUUUUUUUAAUUGUCAAAGCUUGAGGGGACUCCCUGACUCAGUUGGCAAACUAAAGAAUCUUCAGCACCUCUCUUUUAGGUGUUGUCAGAGCUUGAGGGGACUCCCUGACUCAGUUUCAAAAUUAGACUCAUUGAUGGAACUGGACCUAGAUGAUAAAACAUUUGACCCAUCUACGAAACUGGACCUAGAUGACUACAAUAAGAUUCAAGAGUUGCCGGAGCUCCCAAAAAGUUUGGCCACUCUGAGGUUUUCAUCUAGAUCGUUGCAGAGUAUCCCUGACGUCUCAAACCUUACUAAUCUAGUUGAACUGCUCCUAUCGGAUGGUUAUUCAAAUAUAACUAAAUCUUGCGACUUGUCAUGGAUUGGGAGGCUAUCCAAACUGAGAAAGUUGGAAUUGUGCCUUUUAAAUGUCCCCGCAACAUCCAUAGAGUGGGGUUCCCUUUCCCUGCUGGAAGAACUUCGUCUCAAUAGACUAGACCUGCAGAAGCUGAAACAACUUCCAUCAAGCUUGAGAGUUCUAGAACUCGGAGUGACUCAAGUGAAACAAGUGGAACUCGAUGGGCUUCCUAAUUUGGAAAAGUUGGUGAUCAUAAGCUGUGAACACGUCGCAAGAAUAUCCAUUACAUCAAGUUUGAAUAAACUCAGAGAUGUUGAGGUGUUCGAUUGCCCCAAGCUAGUCGAACUUCAAUUUCACGGUGUCUUAAAAUCGAUGGAGAGUUUAGAUAAUUCGGAUAAUGAAUCUUUAGAGAGGUUGGUUUGUCUAUCGGAGGAGGAGCUAGGAUGCAAUGAGCUACAAGCUCCCGAGUUGACUGAUGGUUGGAGGAGAGUGUCCCUUGUCUCAAGCUCCCUAAAGAUGCUUCGAGAACUCGAGCUGUCAUCUUUCCUAGGGCCACAAGAGAUUCAAUUUGUUUCAACGUUGGAAGCAUUGGAAUUUUUUUCUGUUUCCGAUUGCAGUUCAUUAAAAAGGUUAGGAGGUUUGUCAAACUUGAAGAAUUUGAACCAUUUAAGCAUUAGGUCGUGCCCGACGCUGCAGGUUGUUGAGGGCAUCGACAAGUUAGAGCGUUUGGAGUAUUUGGGGAUUAGUGACUGCAGAUCAGUGGAAAGGAUUUUCGAGUCAUCAAGCUCAAAAAUACCAAAGGAGUGCAAGAUACAGAUACAUGAUUUGGGGCAGCUACCCAGCUCUGGCGACGGGGGAUCAUUCAUCACUUGGGAGUGUUAUAGACAGAUGAUUUUGAAGGCACAAACACAAGCGGCGGACUCUACUAUCGAAACAACUUUCCCCGAAAUAGGGGAUCCUCUAUUGGAACAGCCAGAUGAUGGUGAGGAGGAUAACGAUGACAACAAGGAUGACGGUAGGCAGGAUGACGAUGACGAGGAUGAUGACGAGGACAAUGAAGAUGAUGGCAAGGAUGACGAUGACAACGACGAAGUGCGUGAGGACCAUGAGAAUGAUGACGGUGAGGAUGAUGAGGUCAGCAAUGUGCAUUCGUCUCGCGGGUCUUCGCCGGUUUGUUCUGAGGACCAGGAUGAUGACGAUGACGAUGACGGCGAGGAUGAUGAGGGCAAUAAUUCGCAUGAGGUUUUGCAGUCAUCUCACGGGACUCCACCAGUUCAUUUUGUGAGCGAUAGCGAUGAGAACAAUGAUGUCAACAAGGAUGGCGACGACGACGGGGACGGCGACAAUGAUGGCGACGAGGAUAGGAAAAGGACGAGAAUGAGGAAGAGGAAGAGAGGGAUGAUGAAGAAGCUGAGGAGGAGUCAUCUUGCGGGCAUCCACAAGUUCAUUCCAUGGACAACGAUGAAGAGGAGGAAGGCUAGAGGCGAAGGCGAAUCAAUGGCAACCACGAGAAAGAGGAUGAGAUUGAUGAUGAAGAAGCCGAAUAGGAGGUAAGAGAUGGAAUAAAAUGAUGUACUUGGCUUCUUUUUUCCUAUCGAAACAUGGGGCGUGAAGACUAUGACUAGUAGUUGAAAGUGUACUAGUGCCGAUAUCCGUUCGGUCUCGAGAGUUGAUCGGCGAAGCCACCUCAAUUUCUCGUCUCUUUCAUUUUUCAACAGCUUUUGUUCUUUUCCUUUUCGAUUGUUUAGAUGUUAUUCACUCCUUUCUUUUCUCUCCAUAAAACGAAAAUGGUGUGUAAGUGCCCUAUUUAUGGCACGCGAAUUUGUUUGGAUUUUAUUGGUUAUUCUCUUCUGAUUCA
Messenger RNA from Eucalyptus grandis, 3947 nucleotides. Its product is annotated as disease resistance protein RUN1-like. NCBI's taxonomy places the organism in Eukaryota, Viridiplantae, Streptophyta, Magnoliopsida, Myrtales, Myrtaceae. The transcript has 6 exons. Gene Ontology annotation, biological process: defense response. The coding region runs from base 215 to 3643 and encodes 1142 amino acids. The record is from RefSeq and is a predicted model, not a curated record. Gene Ontology annotation, molecular function: ADP binding.